Messenger RNA from Cloeon dipterum, 1357 nucleotides. Its product is annotated as transmembrane protein 127-like. The record is from RefSeq and is a predicted model, not a curated record. Gene Ontology annotation, cellular component: membrane. Gene Ontology annotation, biological process: negative regulation of TOR signaling; negative regulation of cell population proliferation. Bases 160 to 957 code for a protein of 265 amino acids. Lineage: Eukaryota; Metazoa; Arthropoda; Insecta; Ephemeroptera; Baetidae. The transcript is spliced from 5 exons.
GAAGUAAGUAAAAAGUAAAAACAACUAAUCCAAGAUGGAAGCGCAGUAGUAGAGAUACGUUCUAUUUAAUGCCAAACAAAACUAAAAUAACAUCCAUAGAUUUGACUUGCCAGAAAUUGGUUAGAUAUUAAAAGAAGUUUCCAUCUUUGAGGCGUCGAGAUGGAGCACCAGCAGGCGUCGACCUCACCGUUGUACAUUGUCCGGCAGCAGUGGCAAAUGCUCAAGGACAAAGAGCGCAACCUUGUGGCCGCCUUCUUUCACAUGUGCUCCUGCGCCCUGGUGUGCACCUCUUUGGCCGCCCUGGGCUGGUUCAGGCUUCGCGGCGCCCCCUGCACGCCUCAUCUCGCGCCCUACCAGUUCUUCUCCUACGGACAUUUCUCCAUGGAUGCGAAUCCUAGCAUCCCAGAAAUUGUCUCGUCCAAGGCUGUCAGCCGACCCCUCAUCUCUCAGUACCACUCAUCGUCCAGUGUGCUAAGCUGUGUAACUCCAGAAGUGGCAAGCCUUAUGCGUGUGGUCAUCCUGCUCUGUUUCUUGGCCCUUGGGAGUGCCUUUGCUGGAUUCCUGCUGGACAUUUGGGGCGCCUCCAAACCCAUCCUGCAAAUUGUUCGGAGAGCAUCUCUGCCCAGCAUUUUAACUGUGCUUUGGGUUGCGUCUAUUGUUGGAGCUUGCUACAACCUGACCAUGAUGUUACAAAAAUCCAUCACACACUUGACGCCUGCAUUUUACCUCAGGGUCAACUACGAGUAUGGCAUUUACACAAUUAGCGCUGCAGGUGCUUGUGCCUUGGCUGCGACGGCAAGCAACCUCCUGAGUCUGCAGCCGCCUGUGUCCCAGUCAGAUGGGCAGACGGAGCGGCUGGUGGACGACUGGGACGGCCUGGAAACCUUCUCGAUUAACGCCGACUUCGGGGACACGCCUCUCAACGCCAUGCCCUCUCCGCCCCCGUACACUCCUUGACAUCAUAGUUCUCCAUUCUAAUCAAAUUCCUUUCUUGUCACCUAUUGGCUGCAAGCAUAUGCUUUUCAUAUAAUAUGUAAGAAGCUCGAGUCGUGAGGAUAUAUAUCAAGAUGAAGCGACUGACUGAUUUUUAUCAAACAAGUUCACACUAUCGUAACAAAUUGAUUUCCUUUCCUGCGCCAGCCAUCCUUCUCAACCCGCUUGACAAAGUGUGAUUUUAUUUUAAAUCUUGAUACAAAUAAUGCUGUUAUUGUAAUGUCUAAUUUUAAAGUUUGACUUAAGAGGAAUCUCAGCUGAAAUGGAAGUGGAGUUGCGUCUGACAAAUAUGUGUUACUGUGAUUGUAGUGUAAAAGUUGUCGACUAGACAAAUAAAAUGAAAAUUAUUAUUGUUAUACAUAAA